AUGGAGUGCAUCAAGUCCAAUGACACUUACGAAUGUGUAGUAGCAUAUCUCGCCGAACUUCAGCUACAACGCGCAAAGCCUGGUAGUGAGCAGACCACUUCGCACGGAGAGCAUCUAUCUACACAAAUAGAAAAGGGCCAAACUACUUUUUCGGAUCACGAGUCCGACGUCGACUUCGAUCUAGACUUUUACUAUCGCAAUGAUCCAGCUCCUCUGACAGAUGUUACGUUCGGGCCUGAAUCCGUGGCCUACCAUUGGCGUUAUCGUUAUGAUUACAUACCAUGGGUUAAACGUAUCUGGAGCGCCCUAGAUCCGAAACUACCAGCUGUAGCAAAGGACGCUGCUGCAAUGAUCCUUCUGGGCAACGUAAAUCAAGGCUGCAAUGCAAGCAGUGUUUUCCUGUACAUCAAUCGCACAGCCAGAUCCAUGAUCGAGGGCAAGGAACGUGGACCUGUUCCCCGCCUGUACCUGGCAAUUCUUCAAGCCAUGGCCUUGAGCGACGAGCGCGCCAAGGACGAAAUAUAUAAGCUCGUUCCUUCUCUGAAACCCGAAGGAUACCCUUCUCAUGAAGGCGAGGGUCUCCAGAGCCCUCAUUGUACGUGGCAUUGGGGUUCCUCCAGCUCUGUUGUGGACGUAUACCCGCUUAUAAGCUCGACGACAUUCUCGCAAACCCCCACUAGCCUUGAUCUAACUGACGACUCCCUAUGGCCCGUACGACGAGAUUUUUUCAAGCAGUGGAGGGCGCCUGGGGUGGAACUCAUCUGUUUCGACAACAUAUGCACAGACUGGGAAAGACAUAUGGAAGAAAGUAGUCGGGAAUCGAACCCUAAGCGGUACAAACCACGUGUUUCAAUUGAAGAGGGAGCCGAUUUAGUAGUUCUAGCCGAGAUGACCCGUGAAAUUGUGCGGGAAUACAUGCAGCUCGAGAAGUACAAGCAGUCGGCGGCCAAGUACGAAGCCUUGACAGCUCAGCUGAAACUGAUGGUCAGCAACGGAAGUAUCGAUGGGGGUGUCGUUGGUGAGCUCAUGAAGCAGAUUGAGCAUCGCACUAUCUAG
Messenger RNA from Daldinia caldariorum, 1056 nucleotides. RefSeq lists its product as uncharacterized. The record is from RefSeq and is a predicted model, not a curated record. The transcript has 2 exons. Bases 1 to 1056 code for a protein of 351 amino acids. NCBI's taxonomy places the organism in Eukaryota, Fungi, Ascomycota, Sordariomycetes, Xylariales, Hypoxylaceae.